CUGUCUAGUAUGUGGAGUGUAUCCUGACGCCGGCCGUCCUCUGCCAUGUUCUGGCUCCGAUCGUUUCGAGCAUGUUCCCACAGACUGUUUCAUAGCGGGGCCCUCAGCCGUGAUCAGGUGCUAGAGCAGCUCCAGACGUGCUCUGCUGAAGACCAGGUGUUCGAUGUGGUGGGCCGGAACAAAGCCAAGCUGUCCACGAGCCAUGUGAGCUUUGCUAUUGGAUGGCUGUGGAUGUUUCUAAGAGAGCGGCCACUCAUGUUCAGGACAAUCAAGCAGGUCCGGAAUCACCCGCAGUUCCUGACGCUUCGAGUUCUGGCUGAAAACAAGAUCAGCCUCAUGGAUGACGCUUCAGUGGUGGAUAUGCUAUAUUCUGUGCACCGGCUUCAAGUAGAACACCAUGACACUCUUGUGCAGCAGCUGGUGACAGAGGCUUGGAACAGACUAGAGAGUUACCUGCAGGGCAGUGUGUAUCCAUACGAGGUGACCAUGCUAACCAGGGUUCUGUCUAUGCUUCCUUCUCCCCGUCCUGAUGAGGCCGUCCUUUCCCGGGUGAACGCCGUGAUCCUGCAGUGCAACCUAAACGACCUCAACACUUAUGCCACGGUCGUCGUCAAGUGGAUUCGCAACGAUCCCUCGUACCGAUUAUGCACCCCCUCCAAGUACGUCUGCCUGCUCCAGACCCUGAACCGCUGCAGUCGUGAGCGGCUGCACAGCUUCGAGAGUCUGGACGUGGUGCUGGAGGAAGUGAAGUGUUUGUCGGAGGAGUACUUUGAUGAGAUGCUGCUGGAAGAGUCUAUGGUCACCAUGCAGAAACUGAUUGACCAGAUAUCCUGGACUAACGUGCAUGAGCUGGGCGUUUAUCUGACCAGGACUAACUACUUCUGUGCCGCGCUGAUGGACUGUAUCGCUAGUGUUACUACUGAAAAUAUGGACAAGAUUCAUUAUUCUGCAACCUAUUCCACCUUGCUGCCUUUCGCUGUGCUAAAUUAUGACCCACCGAAGGCGGAGGAGUUUUUUGAUGUGUGCAUUCGACAUUUCACGCCGUAUAUAAGUUCUUUUGACCCUCACCUGCUGGUUCUCUUGGCUUACGCACUGGCUUUGGCUGAUUAUUUCCCUGAGGAGGUGGUCCGAGAGAUCUUCAAUGUGGACUUUCUUGCAAAGUUGGAUGCCCAUCUGGAGUCCAACAGCUCCAUUAGUCCAGCUCAGCAGCAGAUCCAUAAGAUGCUUGGGGACGUCCUGGGUGGGAUGAACUGUGCCAAAGUAGGAGUGCUGAUGCCAUACUUCUAUACUGUCGGUGAGUUUUGAAUCCGUGUUACAUGUAAAGCAGAACAUUUUGAUUAGGGUUUUUUUCAGUGGCCAGUAUAGUGCGGUUAAACUGACCCUAAUUCAAUUUUUACUUUUUAAAAACACAUUGUGCACGUACACGAAAUAGCCUACCUUUUCAUCACAAAUCCCUCUCAAAAUGCUUCUCAAAAUAGCUGAAAG
Messenger RNA from Sinocyclocheilus grahami, 1485 nucleotides. RefSeq names its product FAST kinase domain-containing protein 1-like. The coding region runs from base 46 to 1305 and encodes 419 amino acids. The record is from RefSeq and is a predicted model, not a curated record. Lineage: Eukaryota; Metazoa; Chordata; Actinopteri; Cypriniformes; Cyprinidae. Gene Ontology annotation, cellular component: mitochondrial matrix; ribonucleoprotein granule. The transcript is spliced from 9 exons. Gene Ontology annotation, biological process: regulation of mitochondrial mRNA stability; mitochondrial RNA processing. Gene Ontology annotation, molecular function: RNA binding.